GGCAGUGCGUUCGCACCAAGAUGGCGGCGCCUCUAAAUGAGUACGAAAAAGAAGCAGGCUGCGUUCCUGUUUUGCACUCGGAGGAAAUCAAACCUCCAGCUCACUAUAACCAUGGAUAUAAUGAAUCUCUUGGGCGCAAAAGCCACGUUGAUGAUUACAGUACAUGGGAUAUUGUCAAAGCCACACAGUAUGGAAUAUAUGAUCGUUGUUGUGAGUUGGUAGAAGCAGGCUAUGAUGUACGGCAACCUGAUAAAGAAAAUGUUACGCUUCUCCAUUGGGCUGCAAUCAACAACAGAUUGGAUUUAGUGAAAUACUACAUAUCAAAAGGUGCUAUUGUUGACCAGCUUGGAGGUGACCUGAAUUCCACACCACUACAUUGGGCAACUAGACAGGGUCAUUUAUCAAUGGUUGUACAGCUUAUGAAAUAUGGUGCAGAUCCAUCAUUAAUUGAUGGAGAAGGAUGUAGUUGUAUUCAUUUAGCAGCCCAGUUUGGACAUACAUCUAUUGUCGCUUACCUAAUAGCCAAGGGACAGGAUGUUGAUAUGAUGGAUCAAAAUGGAAUGACACCUUUAAUGUGGGCAGCUUAUAGAACACACAGUGUGGAUCCUACUCGGUUGCUGCUUACUUUUAAUGUUUCGGUGAAUUUGGGAGACAAAUAUCACAAGAAUACAGCACUACACUGGGCAGUUCUAGCAGGAAAUACUACAGUGAUUAGUCUACUGUUAGAGGCUGGAGCUAAUGUUGAUGCCCAAAAUAUCAAGGGAGAAUCACCACUUGAUUUAGCAAAGCAAAGAAAAAAUGUUUGGAUGAUAAAUCAUCUACAAGAGGCAAGGCAAGCAAAAGGUUAUGACAAUCCAUCUUUUCUCAGGAAGCUGAGGGGUGAUAAGGAAUUUCGUCAGAAGGUGAUGCUAGGAACACCAUUCCUAGUUAUUUGGCUGGUUGGAUUUAUAGCAGAUCUUGAUAUUGAUUCUUGGCUAAUCAAAGGACUAAUGUAUGGUGGUGUUUGGGCUAUGGUUCAGUUUCUUUCCAAAUCUUUCUUUGAUCACUCCAUGCAUAGUGCUCUGCCUCUUGGAAUCUACCUAGCAACAAAAUUUUGGAUGUAUGUGACGUGGUUUUUCUGGUUUUGGAAUGAUCUCAAUUUUCUCUUCAUCCACCUUCCAUUUCUUGCUAAUAGUGUUGCACUUUUCUAUAAUUUUGGGAAAUCCUGGAAAUCAGAUCCAGGAAUAAUUAAAGCCACAGAAGAACAAAAGAAAAAGACAAUAGUGGAACUUGCAGAGACAGGAAGCUUGGAUCUCAGUAUAUUCUGCAGUACCUGCUUGAUACGGAAGCCAGUGAGGUCCAAGCAUUGUGGUGUAUGCAAUCGAUGUAUAGCCAAGUUUGAUCAUCACUGUCCAUGGGUGGGUAACUGUGUAGGAGCAGGCAAUCAUCGUUAUUUCAUGGGAUAUUUAUUCUUUUUACUCUUCAUGAUUUGCUGGAUGAUUUAUGGCUGUAUCUCUUACUGGGGAAUCCACUGUCACACAAGUUAUACAACAGAUGGUUUUUGGACGUAUAUUACACAAAUUGCCACUUGUUCACCAUGGAUGUUUUGGAUGUUUUUGAACAGUGUGUUUCACUUCAUGUGGGUUGCUGUACUACUAAUGUGUCAAAUGUAUCAGAUUUCUUGUUUAGGGAUUACUACAAAUGAAAGAAUGAAUGCCAGACGAUAUAAGCACUUUAAAGUUACAACAACAUCUAUUGAAAGUCCAUUUAACCAUGGAUGUAUAAGAAAUAUUAUAGACUUCUUUGAAUUCAGAUGCUGCGGUUUAUUUCGUCCUGUUAUUGUGGACUGGACACGGCAAUAUACAAUAGAAUAUGACCAAAUCUCUGGAACUGGCUACCAGCUGGUUUAACACCCACUUCCAAUAUGUGAGCAUAUCAGAUCUGAAUGGUGCCUGGAAGUUUGUUUCUUUUGAAUCCACAUCACUUGAACAGUAGCAUGUUAUGAAUAGAGCUAACAGUGAAUCUAAUGGUACCUUCUUUGCACCUGUUUUAUUAAUGGAAGUUUUAAAAAGGACAGAAUAAACUGCCAAUCCUGAUAAUGAGGAAGAAGAAGGGAAUUUUAACUGUUCUUACUACAGGAAUAACUCCGAAAGACAUAUUCACACAAUUAUAUUUUAGUUUCACAAUGAAGCAUGAAUUGUUAAAAAUACAAACAGAAUAAAGUCAUGCUGUGCUGAAGAUUCAAUAUUUAUUUCAUAAUUUGAACAAUUUCAUUUGAAGUUAAAUUUUAUGAAGCUAACAUCUUGAGAUCAUUGUAUUAUAUUUACUGCAAUGAAAUUUUGUAUAGAUUUGCUGUAAUAUGUGCAUUGAAAAAUGUACAUUAAAUACGGUAAUGAAUUAUGUAGUUUUGUUGGGGUCUACCAUAAAUUGUGAAGUUGAGGAUGUUCGUCACAAAACUCUUACCUAAAUGUAACAGUAAUUAUCCGUUUUUAGGGCUGAUUUAUCUCUGAUACAAUAAAUUACUCAUAAUAAAUCUUAUAUGAAGUUGUAUAUCCUGGGCAGAAAAAGCAACUUAGAAGAAAUCUUAACUUUUCUGCCUAAUACAAAACACCACUUAAAUGCAUGAUGAUACUUUCUAAAAUUAGAUUACAAAAUAAAAUAUGAUCUGCAAAAAUUAAAGAAAAAUGUUAUAUAUGCUGUUAGUACAACUUUGUUUCAUAAGUAAUGUGAGACAUUGUGCAUGAUAUAUUCUACUGUCAUUAGAGAAUUGGUAAACAAGAACUUAUAUGGGAGCCAAAAAAUCAAAGGUUAAAUUCUAAUUAAUUAGGAUAUGAUUGUUAUUAAAUUGGAUGCAGUUCCCAAGAAAUGUAGCUAGAUUAAAAUAAUGUUUAAAAAGAUAAAAUAAAUUUAAGCUAAAUUUUAAGCUAAAUUUAUUUCUUUGUAGCACAUGUAAGUUAUUGAUAUUACAGGUGUCAUGAAUUAUAUGGUAUGUUGAUAAGUGGAAAAAUACAAUAAACUUACUUUCAAAUUAUGAAAUUUAAAAGACAAGGAGUGGUGUAAAGUCACAUUCCAGAAGCAAUUUUUUUGUUGUUGAAUGUGAUGCACUGAUUUUCAGUUAUAGCAUUUUUUAUAUUCCUUGUGAAUUUUUCACUGCUUCCUUAAAUAUUGUUUACAGAGAGACUUGAAAUAUGUUUGGGUUCUCUUAAGUGCUGUAGCAGUAUAGUGGUUCAAAAAUCCUGUGAGGAGGAUCUAGGGAAGGGAUCUUUAAUACAGAAGUAGAGACCAUUGUAAAGAAUAUGUAUCUGUAUAUAAAUAAUUUAUCAACUAGUUUUUGUAAGUGUGUGUGUACAUGUGUGUAUGUUAGUAUAUUUAAAAGCUGCUCAUUUCAUUUUCAACAAAAAAUGUAGGAUAUCUAAUGGGCUUUUUAGUAAUGAUCAAUAUUGCUAUUAAUAGGCACUGUACCCUGCAACUUCACUGCAUGUUUGAUGCUUGGUAAAACUAGCAUUUCCUGUAAUAUUGAAAUUACAGGUAUUAAAGCAAUCCAGUGGUAUUCCCACCCCUUGCCUUAGAAAGAGCAGUGAAACUGUAAAUAGUUGAUGUUCAGUAUUUGCAAGUAUGCUUUUCCCCCAUUCAAGGUGUUUCUUUGAUUGCCAGGUGUCCAUAGUUUGCAAGUACCAGAUAUCAAGAUUUACAGAAAUGCAACCUUAGUAUAAUUUGGAUAUUUUAAUAUUGAGAAACUUAAACUAAUCUUUAAUAAACUAUGGUUAGGUUAAGAAAAUGAAGUUAUGUGCAGGGAGGUAAAAGGACUGUGCCAGUUUGACAGAUACUUUUUAGAAAAAUACUAAGAAUAUACUAUUCUUGCAACAUUCCUUCUAAUUUUUAAUGUUAAAAGCUGAAAAGAUUAGGCAACACUUUGGUUCAUAUUUUAAUACCCCAAUCUUUAGCAGAUUUGAGAAGCCCUACUUAUUUUGUCUUUUAAUAAUCAUGUUUUCUCCUUUAAUAAUCAUGUUUAGAAUCUUAAAACCCUUGAUUCUACUUUGGAAAAAUGUAUUUUCACAGAAACAAUUGCUUUUGAAAGGCCUCAGAAGAUCAAUAUAUUUGUAGAUCUUCUGCUAUAUAAAAAAUAUAUACCAUAUAAAAUCCUUGUCCAAAUAAUUGUGUCCUUCAUACAAUAAAAAGUAAAUUUCACUUAAGUGGGGGAAAAGUAUAAAUUUUGUUUCUAUACUUUGCAUAAUUGUCAGAGAAAAAGUAAUGGAAGAUAAAAGUUCAAUAUUUGAAGCACCUAGAAUUAUUCUAUUGCCAGAAAUUUUGAAAUGUAUAAUCUCGAACCCGAAAGGGGAAAAUACAUAGAAUAUUUUUUUCUGCUUGUUGAAUGUAUUGCAGCAUACUACAGCACCCUAAGGCCUUUGUGAAUCCAAUUAAAAAGAUUAGAAUUUUGACAUUCAUUGAUAUACUAAGGAUUAAAAUAUUGUGUGUGACCUAGAAAAAUGAUACAUAUAUUAUGCAGGUUUUAAGUUUUCUAGUGCACAACUUUCUCCCCAUGAUUUUCUUUUCAACAAUUAAUAUGCAUUAAAAGUGCAUCACUGUUUUAAAAUGAGUAUUUUGUUUUUCUAAUUUAUUUAUAACUGUGCCAAGUUUUAUUUUAUUGUUAUGACUGAUGUAUUACAUUGUGAACAAAAUCUGUAAAAGGUUUAAUAAAAUAGUUCUC
Protobothrops mucrosquamatus (brown spotted pit viper) is the source of this 4687-nucleotide messenger RNA. RefSeq names its product zinc finger DHHC-type containing 17 (gene ZDHHC17). Gene Ontology annotation, molecular function: palmitoyltransferase activity; protein binding. Gene Ontology annotation, cellular component: Golgi membrane. The transcript is spliced from 17 exons. The record is from RefSeq and is a predicted model, not a curated record. Lineage: Eukaryota; Metazoa; Chordata; Lepidosauria; Squamata; Viperidae. Gene Ontology annotation, biological process: protein palmitoylation. The coding region runs from base 21 to 1889 and encodes 622 amino acids.